AUGAUUGGACCAAGCAAUCACAUAUCCGGUGAAAGGGGUUUCAACAUUGAGAUAUUGGCUGAGAAACGCAAAUUGCUACCCGUUUCCAUCACUGAGCAGUCAGGCUAUCUUUCAGGUCCAGUAUUACGGAUCGGCCUUUAUGGUUAUGGCUGGAACGUCAAUUGGUCGGUGGUAGAAUCUCACAUCAUGAUCGUUAUGGUUGUAAUUAGGGCUAGAGACUCUAGCAUAAUGAGCAAAUCGGCAGUCCAAAUUCGAUUGGAUCUAAAAACUAACGUCGUUACGGGGUACGCAUCACAACAUGUCUUACAACAGACAUCGCACAUCAACUUGGGGCCAUCAUCGGACUCUUCUCAUGGCUUCGAGAAUUAG
Molecule: messenger RNA, 369 nt
Organism: Botrytis porri
Lineage: Eukaryota; Fungi; Ascomycota; Leotiomycetes; Helotiales; Sclerotiniaceae
Exons: 2
Coding region: 1-369 (122 amino acids)
Source: RefSeq, a predicted model, not a curated record